Triplophysa rosa is the source of this 2944-nucleotide messenger RNA. It is a transcript of the gene cdhr5a, whose product is annotated as cadherin-related family member 5a. Gene Ontology annotation, cellular component: catenin complex; membrane; adherens junction. Lineage: Eukaryota; Metazoa; Chordata; Actinopteri; Cypriniformes; Nemacheilidae. Gene Ontology annotation, molecular function: calcium ion binding; cadherin binding. Gene Ontology annotation, biological process: calcium-dependent cell-cell adhesion; homophilic cell-cell adhesion; cell-cell junction assembly. The record is from RefSeq and is a predicted model, not a curated record. The transcript has 14 exons. Bases 84 to 2201 code for a protein of 705 amino acids.
AGUCACUGCUUUAUGUGAAGUACCAGCUGGUGCCACCGUCUCCCAGUCCUCCAUACUUGGUUGUGUGCAUCCGAAAUCGGGAAAUGGACACGACAUUAAAACACAAAUCCAUAAAUGCUGUGCUUGCCUGUGUGCUUGUGUCAUUCUUUCACAAAAUCUGCUUUGCUGAUAAAAUUUGUACAGUCCUAUCAGAGCCUGUCAUAAUUAAAGAGAACAACACAGCCGACACUGUUCUUGUCCGUAUUAACACCAUGGCAAAGGAUGUCACGCUGAAUAUCACAGAGAAUCCUGGGAAUGUAUUUUAUCUGAAAGGUUUAGACCUGAUGGUAAAGAAAGGCCUGGACUUUGAAACUCUUUUAGGUCCUGAAGAACUAACUGUUCAAGUUCGAUGUAAUAAAACUGGCUUCAGAAGUACUACUCUGACCGUGCUUGUUCGCGUUGAGAAUAUCAAUGACAACCCUCCUACAUUUGACAAGAGCGAGUAUACACUUGAUGUAAAUGAGCUUACACCAGUUAAUUCUAGCAUUGGUACAAUUGAAGCCACAGAUGAAGAUUCAGAGGUUCUGUAUUACACGAUGGAACCAACAGUGAACAGGUACUUUCGACUGGAGUCCAUGUAUACCCCCAAAAUCCUCGUGAACAAAGUUUUAGAUUAUGAUGUCGUCCAACAGGUCAAACUGAUAUUGUAUGUUCAGGAUACUCCACCUCCUGGACAUCCGGGUGAAUUGUCUUUCACAGCCUCGGCGACCAUCAUCAUCAAUAUAAAAGACACCGACAACCGUCCUCCAUGGUUUCAGCCAUGUACAAGGGUAACUCUUGGUAACGCCAAACUCUGCCUAAGUUUGGGCUACAAAGGAAGAGUCAAUUUAACAGAGAAACAGGACGGAGCCCUGCAGUUGCAGCCGGGUCCGGUGUAUGCCAGAGAUGGAGAUAAAAGCAGAAAUGAAGAGAUAAGCUAUAAAAUAGUUAAAGGAAAUGAAGACAAUAUGUUUCAGAUUGAUGAAAACUCUGGCAACAUCACCAUGUUGAAGCCGGCAGAUGUAGCCGGUCCCAUAUCGCUCUUAGUAUUGGCCUCCCAGGUAUCAAACAGAGACCAGUUUGCCACCACUACAGUCACCAUUGACGUCAAGAAAAAGAGCAGAAAUCCUCCACGGUUUGAGAAGGAACGAUAUGAAGCGUAUGUUUACAGUAAUUCAGGCCCUGAAAACAUGGUGCUACGGGACCGGACAUCAAACAGACCCUUCAGAAUCCGAGCGAGGGAUGAAGAUUUCGCAGGUGGAAUCAAUCCUGAUGUUAGAUAUGAAGUCCAAUAUAGCAGCUAUGUUAAUAUCACAACAGACGGGUUUUUACUUCUCAAGAAAGCAGUUCGCACAGAUUCCUUUGCUUUGCAGCUUCGGGCGGUUGAUGUGUCCACUGGUGAGUCGGGGACAUCCACACUUUCUGUGGUUGUGUUACCAUCGGUGGGGGUCCAGUCGACCGAAGAGACUUACCGCGCCGGAGACAUGGCUCUGCUGGGUUUCGUGAUGGCCGCUCUGCUGGUGCUGUGCCUCAUCGUGAUUGGCUAUCUCAUAUCCCGCGUCAAGAAGGGGAAUCCUGACGCGUUCAAGUUGUCUGAGUGUUUAGGGCCAUUCUUGAAGUAUACUCAGCCCCCUAACAGGCCAAGGCCAAGAGAUAGCAUGCAGUUCACCAAUGAUGGUUUCUUAAAUGAAGGGGACACGGGGAGAUCCAGGUCCAGACGUGCCGAAAUGAGAGAUCGGAGACCGGAUCCGGCUCAGACGGGCAGUGUGCGAGCGAUACCUCGCGAGAGACAGAGGCACUGUAGCUCCUGCGGUGUCCAGGUACAUGGCAACCACAAACACCACAGCAGCCCUGCUGUUCAGUCCAGAGCAAGGCAGAGUAAAAAUAAGGUCACGUCUAUUCUGGCUAAAGAGAGGAGGAGAGACGACAGACAAAAGACAGUGUGGUUUAAGGAGAGCGAGGAUUCUUCUGAUAUCGAGGUGGAGAUCAUUCCAGACAAUAUUGGAUUUAAGUCUGAAAAGGACGGGGAGAAGGCAGAGGCGGAUUUCACUUCCCCGCCGUCGGAAGACGGUGAAAUGGAAUUGGGGGAAAUAACUACGUUGAAUACACAGGACUUGAGUAGCAGGGAAAGGGCUAUUUCUGAUAGCAGAGAUGGACUGAACACAGAAAAACAAGAUCAGUGAAGAUCAGAGAACCUGCGGCCACAAACGAGAUUCCUCUGAUCUUCAGAGACUCCAGUCUUCGGUUCGGCUGAAGUGUCUUAAGAAAUAGUCAUCAUUUGUGGCAAAACACUGAUACUUACGUGUCCAGUUUUAGGCUAUAGACUGAUUUCACUCCGCUGCCAUGUUGAAAUCGAAAGCCAGCCAGAGGUGGGAAGAAAACUGCAAUGGUUUGGACUACCAUCGAGUGUCUGUGACAUGAAUGAACAAAUGAUGGUUUAAAAAUAACAUUAGAUUGGCUGUGUGUCCACUAUUGAAACCCGUUUAUGGCAGUUUAAACAGUCACUAAUAUGUGAUGGUACGGCUAAAGUGGCCAAGUAAAACAGCUCGUGUGACAUGCAUCCUAUGCUUAUAUUUUCACAUUGAAGAUCAUUAUCGGUCUAUCUGUGCUUCCGGUUUUCUUCCCACCUCAGCCUCGCUUUCGAUUUCAACAUGGCGGCGGCGUGAAAUCAGUCUGUUGAGAAGAAUGAGGUCAUUCUGAUGUCUUUUUCAUUGUUUGAUGUGUGCUGCACUAAUAUGCAAAUAUAUGUUGACUUUUUGUGUUUUAACUUAUUUUUUAUGAACUGUAAUUGAAGGAAACAAUAUUUAACAUUUAAUGUUGGCAUACUGCUCUUUUUAACGAAUGAUAAAUAAUGGAAAACAAUAUUUUAUAUGAACAUGAUGUCACUUUGUUGAAAAACGAAUAAAGAAAGUUUGAAUGUAUUUUU